UCAACUUUGUCCUAGAACAGAGAACAGAUUCAGGAACACAGCUGAGUGGAGGACGCCUUUCAAACUGACAUACUCAGAUAUUCUCUCUGGAUCUUAACCAUUUUCUUCUGUACGCUUGUAUUUCUGUUUGUGAUUCUAGUGCCUGGAACAUGGCGCUUCUCUCAGACAAGGCUUAUUCUGGGAUUGAACUCCUAGACCUGCUCCUCGAGCCUCAUAGGAUCCCUCAUCUGGAGAGCAGUGGUGACCAUGGCAACCCCGUGUGGUCAAUCACAGAUCAAAGCAUUCUGUGUCAUGGUGAAGGUGUUGUUGAUAACUUCCUGGACUCACUGUUGCAAGCGUCAGAUGGCGUGCCACAGUCCUGCUCUCCUCCCUGGGUCCCCUCACCCUCUGACAGUGGAAUCAGUGAUGACACCCCCUCUGACCACCUGGACAGCCCUCCGGCGCCCACCAGUCCGCUUUUUGACACUGUCUUCCUCCCUCAGCAUCCUCAUCUUCUUCCUCAACAUCUUCAUCAGCGAGACACACCUGUCACAAACACAGAGCCUGAUAUCUCCAUUGAUCUGGAUUGGGAGGCCUGUCUGUUCUCUGAAGGUCUGACAGACUCUCAGUGCACAUCAGCAGUGCAGAGAAAUGAACCAGCCACCGUUUACCAGCUCACCGUAAAAGACCUGCUGCUCUCCAACAUCGCAGAAGCUUCGAAACCCUCCACCCAGCAAUCCCAGCAAGAACUGCUUCUCAAUGAAGAUGAGAAAAAGCUUUUAGCCAAGGAAGGAGUCAGUCUUCCCAGCCAGCUGCCACUUAACAAGUACGAAGAAAAGGUUUUGAAGAAGAUUCGGAGGAAAAUCCGCAACAAGCAGUCGGCGCAGGAGAGCCGCAAGAAAAAGAAGGAAUAUGUAGAUGGACUGGAGGGCAGGAUGGCUGCCUGUAGCACUCAGAAUCAGGAAUUACAGAGGAAAGUCUUCCAGCUGGAGAAAACCAACACGUCUCUGAUGGAGCAGUUACGCCGGCUGCAGUCUCUGGUGAUGAACAGCUCCUGUAAACCGGCUCAGACGGGAACCUGCAUCCUGGUGCUGGUCCUUUCCUUCUCUCUCAUUCUCAUCCCGAGCCUCCAGCCCAUCUCACACAGGAGGGCCGCUGACCCCGGGGACUUCAGCCCCGUGAAAGUUCAGUCCAGGUCACUGCGCUCGGUGAUGGAGGUGUACUCAGUCAACAGGGACGUGGACGUGUCGUCUUCCACCCACGGCAAGCUUCGGCUCAGGCCCGAGUACGCCGACAUGGACCCUCUACAUCACAACCACAGCUACAGAGAUGGCGAGCAUCAUCACAGAGAUCCCAUCACGGGCCACGCUGCCACACUGAGGUGGAUGACACAUCCUGAGAAAGACAGGAAGUGAUGUCAUGGAUUGGCGAACAUUUUAUCAGACAUUUGACCAAGGCGCCGCCACUCAUUCCAUCCACAGACAGGAAGUUACUGUCUGACAGACAUGCAAAGCAGCAAACUGCUGUUUGUUUUGCUUGUGUGUGCCAUUUAGCUGCAGAUUUAUCUGAAGAGAUUACACUGCGAUUACAGAAUGGAACUUUAAAAAUGUAAAAUGUUUCGAAAAUGUACAUAUUUUAUAGAUGCUUCAGUUUACUUGAAAAUAAUGCACCUUAAACUGUAUUGUACAAAUGUCAUGUAAAUACAGUAAUCUGGCA
Molecule: messenger RNA, 1695 nt
Organism: Carassius auratus (goldfish)
Lineage: Eukaryota; Metazoa; Chordata; Actinopteri; Cypriniformes; Cyprinidae
Product: cyclic AMP-responsive element-binding protein 3-like protein 3-A
Exons: 10
Coding region: 150-1394 (414 amino acids)
Biological process (GO): regulation of transcription by RNA polymerase II
Cellular component (GO): nucleus
Molecular function (GO): RNA polymerase II cis-regulatory region sequence-specific DNA binding; DNA-binding transcription factor activity, RNA polymerase II-specific
Source: RefSeq, a predicted model, not a curated record